GUCUGUCUGUCUUUUGUCUCUGAUUCUCUUGGAUAUAUGAAUAUUUGUGAUCAUUAUUCACAACUUUGUUUGGCAACAAAGAAAAAUUAAAAGCUUCCAAAGAGAAAAUCAAGAAAGAUCAUUUUCAUGGCAUUAGACACUGUGGUGUUUCAGCAAGACCCUUUCACUUACGGCGGCCUCAAUGACUCCUUUACCUUAAAACAACAACACGAAACUUCCGCUCAAAGUAGAGGCUUUGCCUUUAGUGCAACAUGUUCUGCUUCCCCAGCUAAUGGCUUUGCCCCACCGUGCCGGCGGAAGAGAGGGCGGAACAACAAUGUCAAGAACAGAGAAGAGAUAGAGCACCAAAGGAUGACUCAUAUUGCUGUCGAAAGAAAUAGAAGGAAACAAAUGAGUGAUUACCUUGGUCUUCUUAAAUCCAUGAUGCCAACCUCUUACGUUCAAAGGGGGGACCAAGCAUCAAUCAUAGGGGGAGCCAUUAAUUUCGUAAAGGAAUUAGAACAAUUUCUUCAAUCUUUAGAGGCCCGGAAAACCACUGAAAAAAACCCAGAAAACUCCUCUUCAGUUUCAUCAACUUUCUCGGGAUUCUUUAACUUUCCCCAGUACUCCUCCACCACCCACCGUAGCUGUGCGGCCUCCGCCGGAGAGUCAGUGGCGUCGUCGUCAUCUGUUGCGAACGUUGAAGUAACAGUGGUGGAAAGCCAUGCGAACCUGAAGAUACUAACGGGAAAACACCCGAAACAGCUGUUGAAAAUGGUGAAUGGGAUUCAAUCUCUGGGACUUUUGGUGCUUCAUCUCAAUCUCACAUCGCAUGAAGAUCUGGUCCUUUAUUCUUUCAGUGUUAAGAUUGAAGAAAAUUGUGAGCUAAGAAGGGUGAAUGAAAUUGCAGCGGCUGUUUAUGAAAUGGUGGAUGGGUUUCAAGAAGAAUCAGCUCAUUAAAUUUCACUUCAUGCUCUUGCUGUAGUUUCUUUAAUAAAUAUCAAUUAAACUUUUGAAUUAGCUUAUUGGAGUUUAAAUAAAAUAAUUUGGGGGUGUCCAGAAAAUCAAGGCAGCUUAUGGGGUCCACUCAUGCCUUUUAGGUUUUGGGAAAUGCUGAGAAAAAGCUCAACAUCUUUUUUAUGUUCUGCACAUAAUU
Molecule: messenger RNA, 1135 nt
Organism: Gossypium raimondii (Peruvian cotton)
Lineage: Eukaryota; Viridiplantae; Streptophyta; Magnoliopsida; Malvales; Malvaceae
Product: transcription factor bHLH94
Exons: 3
Coding region: 127-939 (270 amino acids)
Biological process (GO): regulation of transcription by RNA polymerase II
Molecular function (GO): RNA polymerase II cis-regulatory region sequence-specific DNA binding; DNA-binding transcription factor activity, RNA polymerase II-specific; protein dimerization activity
Source: RefSeq, a predicted model, not a curated record